This is a messenger RNA of Pimephales promelas (fathead minnow), 2739 nucleotides long. RefSeq names its product extracellular calcium-sensing receptor-like. The record is from RefSeq and is a predicted model, not a curated record. Lineage: Eukaryota; Metazoa; Chordata; Actinopteri; Cypriniformes; Leuciscidae. Gene Ontology annotation, cellular component: plasma membrane. Gene Ontology annotation, biological process: G protein-coupled receptor signaling pathway. Gene Ontology annotation, molecular function: G protein-coupled receptor activity.
AUGUGGCUCACUCUAAACAUCUGCCUGUAUCUGUCCUUUUACUAUAUUUCUGCUGCUUUCAUCUCAGAUUCCUGUCAGCUCCAGAAACGCUUCAAAUUGAAUGGGAUGUACCAGAAUGGAGACUUUAUCAUUGGAGGCCUGUUUGAGGUUCAGCACCUCAAAGUUUUCCCAGAACUUAACUUCAGAACUGAGCCGGAAGUUCCCCACUGUGAGGAAUUCUAUAUGGCAAGUUUCCAGCAGGCACUGACCAUGCUUUUUGCCAUAAAUGAGAUAAAUAAUAACAAUCUGCUGCCUAACAUCACACUUGGUUAUCAGAUCUAUGACAACUGUUUAAGGCUUGGAGUGGCAUUCCGGGCUGCAAUAUCCCUGGUUAGUGGUACAGAGGAGUUCUUCUCAGACCUCAACUGUACUGGCCCUCCCCCAGUGAUUGGGAUUGUGGGGGAUCCAGGUUCAACUCAAUCUAUAGCAAUUUCCAGUGUGCUGGGACUGUUUCGAGUUCCUAUGGUUAGCUAUUACGCUACCUGCUCCUGUUUGAGUGACAGAAAAAAGUACCCCUCUUUCUUCAGAACAAUCCCCAGUGAUGCUUUCCAGGUACGGGCUAUGGUUCAGAUCUUGAAGCAUUUUGGAUGGACCUGGGUUGGUCUCCUCUACAGUGAUGAUGACUACGGCAUCUACGCUGCUCAGUCAUUUCAGCAGGAAAUGCACUGGUUUGGGGGUUGUGUGGCCUUCUCUGAGAUUCUGCCUUAUGAUAACAACCUUAGGGAUAUUCAACGAAUUGUAGAGGUUAUUCAGACCUCUACAGCCAGGGUAGUUGUAGCAUUCUCAACUGAUCUGUCAUCCCUGAUGGAUGAGUUGUUGAUGCAAAAUGUCACAGGCAAGCAGUGGAUUGCAAGUGAGGCUUGGACAACAACGCCUGUCCUACAAACUCCACAAUAUUUGUCCCUACUGGGGGGCACACUGGGCAUCGCUAUCCGUCGUGGACAGAUUCAGGGACUUCAUGACUUUCUAAAAGGUCUCCGUCCUGACAAUAAUCCAAAAAACAGUACAAUAAAAAUUUUCUGGGAGAACAUGUUUGAGUGCAAGUUUGGAGGCAAAAAUAUAGCUCAAGAGCAAGAACAAGGGGAAAAGAAAUGUUCAGGACAAGAGGAUUUGAGCAACACAGAUACAGCAUUCACUGAUGUAUCAGAGCUGAGGGCCUCAUAUAAUGUGUAUAAGGCAGUUUAUGCUCUAGCACAUGCUCUUCAUGACCUGAUGCAGUGUGAGGAGGGCAGAGGACCAUUCAGUAAGAACAGCUGUGCUGACAUAUCCAACCUGAAACCUUGGCAGCUAGUUCACUACCUAGGGAAAGUGAACUUCACUACAGCCUUUGGAGAUCAUGUGUCAUUUAAUGAGAAUGGAGAUGCUCUGGCCAUCUAUGAUGUGAUGAACUGGCACCCGAGGUCUGACGGGUCGAUCAUUGUCCGCACAGUCGGUGUGGUAAAUGAAGGGGUGACAACAGGGAAGAUGCUCAAACUGGAUGACGAUGCAUUAUAUUGGAACUUUGAGACAAAAAAGCCACCACGGUCUGUGUGCAGUGAGAGCUGCCCCCCAGGAACAAGACGAGUCAGGAGGAAGGGCUUUCCUGUCUGCUGUUUUGACUGUCUGCCAUGCGGAGAUGGAGAAAUUUCUAAUACAACAGAUUCACCUGAAUGUUUCAGGUGUCCAGAUGAGUUUUGGUCAAGUCCAGAAAAUGAUAAUUGUAUACCCAAAGAAGUGGAAUUUCUAUCUUAUGAAGAUCCGCUGGGAAUUUCUCUGACAACAGCCGCCCUUUUAGGCACAAGUUUCUGUGCUCUUGUGAUGGUCAUCUUUGCACAUCACCGAAAUACUCCCAUAGUACGCGCCAACAAUUCAGAGCUCAGCUUCCUGCUCCUGGUGUCACUCAAACUGUGUUUUUUGUGUGUGCUAUUGUUCAUUGGCCGGCCGCAGUUGUGGACAUGUCAGUUAAGACAUGCUGUGUUUGGCAUAAGCUUUGUCCUGUGUAUCUCCACUAUCCUUGUUAAGACUAUGGUGGUAAUAGCUGUGUUUAAGUCAUCUCAACCAGAGGGGAAAUCUGCCAUAAAGUGGUUUGGUUCAGCACAGCAAAGAGGGACAGUGUUGGCCUUAAUUUCUACACAGGUACUAAUAUGUACAGUCUGGUUAUCCACAGCAUCCCCAACACCCCAUAAAAACAGUCAUUAUAUUCGCUCUAAAAUAGUAUAUGAAUGUGCUAUUGGCUCAGUGGCUGGUUUUUCUCUACUGCUGGGAUACAUUGGCCUCCUUGCAGCAAUAAGUUUCCUAUUAGCCUUCAUGGCAAGGAAGCUUCCAGAUAAUUUUAAUGAAGCAAAGUUCAUCACUUUCAGUAUGUUGAUCUUCUGUGCUGUGUGGAUUGCAUUUAUUCCAGCAUAUGUGAGCUCUCCAGGGAAAUAUGCAGUAGCUGUGGAGAUAUUUGCCAUUUUAGCUUCCAGUUUAGGAUUACUGGUGGCCAUAUUUGCCCCAAAGUGCUACAUUAUUGUUUUACAUCCAGAAAGAAACACUAAAAAAGCCAUCAUGGAAAGACCAACCCAAAAGAAAUAGUUUUACAUGGUGACCACAUAAAUUAUUAUCUGCUGCAAGAUCCUGUACCAAGUCUCACUCUCCUGCUUGUACAAGUUUAUUUAACAUUUAGGAAAUUAUAUCAAUUUAUACCUUUGGUGUGUUUAACAGGUAACAGAUUUAUUAGGU